AUGAUGGGAAGCAACAACCCCGGCGGCGCAGGGGGAGGGGGAGGGGGAGGGAUGGCCCCGGGCACGGGGGGCGGCGGCAGCGACGGGCGGCACGACGACGAGGCCGUGCUCACCGACUUCCUCUCCUCCCUCAUGGACUACAAUCCCACGAUCCCGGACGAGCUCGUGGAGCACUACCUCGGCCGAAGCGGCUUCCACUGCCCCGACCUACGCCUAACAAGGCUGGUUGCUGUAGCUGCUCAAAAGUUCAUUUCAGACAUUGCAAGCGACUCUCUUCAGCACUGCAAAGCCAGGGUUGCAGCACCUAUCAAAGAUAACAAGAGCAAACAACCAAAGGAUAGACGUCUUGUGUUGACAAUGGAUGAUCUUUCAAAAGCCUUGCGUGAGGUAAACCAUUUUCUAUUACAUAUGAGUUUUUAUUCUAUGCAACAGGACACCCUUUAUUACAUUUGUUCUCAUGUUUGA
Messenger RNA from Triticum turgidum subsp. durum (durum wheat), 465 nucleotides. The record is from the annotation of a GenBank genome assembly. NCBI's taxonomy places the organism in Eukaryota, Viridiplantae, Streptophyta, Magnoliopsida, Poales, Poaceae.